CCCCCACCCCCUGGUGAGGUCAGGCAGAGGCUCUGCCGCUGCGGCCGCGGCAGCACGGCUCUUAUUCCCCGGGAUCCCGGAACAGGGACUUUUGAAAAUCACUGGAGCGGCGUUUGGGUUAGGGUUUGCGCUGUCUGCUUGCGAGAGGACGGGGUGAAGUGGUUAGGGGGCGAUCAGAGUGUUGCGGAGGUGCGGGUGCUGGUACCUCGCGGCAGGAGGCAGCCCCGGCUGUGCCGCGCGACUCCUUCUUCAGCUCUCGGAGCGUGAGCGCAGCUGCGGGCAGACGAGCAGCGGGACGCCAGGACGUGGCAAACGAGCUCAAAAGAAGAAUGUUCAGAGGAUGACAAGUGUAUUCUGAGUAGUACCGUGGUGACAACAUGCCAUUGAAAUGGAAAACGAGCUCUCCUGCUAUCUGGAAAUUCCCAGUUCCUGUGCUUAAAACAUCCAGGUCAACUCCACUUUCUCCAGCAUACAUAUCUCUCGUGGAAGAGGAAGACCAACACAUGAAAUUGUCCCUUGGAAGCAGCGAAAUGGGCCUCUCAUCCCAUUUGCAGUCUUCCAAGGCAGGAACCACACGCAUCUUUACCAGCAAUACCCACAGUUCUGUGGUAUUACAGGGCUUUGACCAGCUGCGGCUUGAAGGAUUGCUUUGUGAUGUGACCCUGAUGCCAGGUGACACAGAUGAUGCCUUCCCUGUGCAUAGAGUUAUGAUGGCAUCUGCUAGUGAUUACUUCAAGGCUAUGUUCACAGGUGGAAUGAAAGAACAAGAUUUAAUGUGCAUUAAGCUUCAUGGUGUGAGCAAAGUCGGUCUAAGGAAAAUUAUUGAUUUCAUUUAUACUGCAAAACUUUCUCUUAAUAUGGACAACCUUCAAGACACACUGGAAGCUGCUAGCUUUCUACAGAUUCUGCCAGUUUUGGACUUCUGUAAAGUAUUUCUCAUUUCUGGGAUUACUUUAGACAAUUGUGUCGAAGUUGGGCGGAUUGCCAACACCUACAAUCUGACAGAAGUGGAUAAAUAUAUCAACAGUUUUGUCUUGAAGAAUUUUCCUGCAUUGCUGAGUACUGGGGAGUUCUUGAAACUCCCCUUUGAGCGUCUUGCCUUUGUGCUUUCCAGUAACAGCCUUAAGCAUUGCACUGAACUUGAGCUCUUUAAGGCUACCUGUCGCUGGCUUCGCCUGGAAGAGCCUCGGAUGGACUUUGCUGCGAAAUUGAUGAAGAACAUACGAUUUCCACUGAUGACACCACAGGAGCUCAUUAAUUACGUGCAAACAGUAGAUUUCAUGAGAACUGACAAUACUUGUGUGAAUUUGCUUUUGGAAGCCAGCAAUUACCAAAUGAUGCCAUAUAUGCAGCCAGUGAUGCAGUCAGACAGGACUGCCAUUCGGUCUGACACCACUCAUUUGGUUACACUAGGAGGAGUGCUGAGACAGCAGCUGGUUGUCAGUAAGGAGCUGCGCAUGUAUGAUGAAAAGGCCCACGAGUGGAAAUCCUUGGCGCCCAUGGAUGCCCCAAGGUACCAGCAUGGCAUCGCCGUCAUUGGAAAUUUCCUCUAUGUCGUUGGUGGACAGAGCAAUUAUGACACAAAAGGAAAAACAGCAGUUGAUACAGUCUUCAGAUUUGAUCCCCGAUACAACAAAUGGAUGCAAGUUGCCUCACUAAAUGAAAAGCGCACCUUCUUCCACCUAAGUGCCCUCAAAGGAUAUCUGUAUGCAGUCGGUGGACGCAAUGCAGCUGGUGAACUGCCUACAGUAGAAUGUUACAAUCCAAGAACAAACGAGUGGACCUAUGUUGCCAAAAUGAGUGAGCCCCACUAUGGCCAUGCUGGAACUGUAUAUGGAGGAGUGAUGUAUAUUUCAGGAGGAAUUACUCAUGAUACUUUCCAAAAGGAGCUCAUGUGCUUUGACCCUGAUACUGACAAAUGGAUCCAGAAGGCGCCAAUGACCACUGUGCGAGGUCUGCAUUGUAUGUGUACAGUGGGAGAAAGGCUCUAUGUCAUUGGCGGCAAUCACUUCAGAGGAACCAGUGAUUACGAUGAUGUCCUAAGCUGUGAAUACUAUUCACCUAUCCUUGAUCAGUGGACCCCAAUUGCUGCCAUGUUAAGAGGGCAGAGUGAUGUUGGGGUCGCUGUCUUUGAAAAUAAAAUAUAUGUGGUUGGUGGGUACUCUUGGAAUAACCGUUGUAUGGUAGAGAUAGUGCAGAAAUAUGAUCCCGAUAAAGAUGAAUGGCAUAAGGUUUUUGAUCUCCCAGAGUCCCUGGGUGGCAUUCGAGCUUGCACACUUACAGUUUUUCCACCUGAGGAAACCACACCAUCACCUUCUAGAGAGUCUCCUCUUUCUGCACCUUAAGAUCAUUCGUACAACUAAGAUGCUGUAGUCCUAUCUUUGCAAUGUGUCACGAGUUCUCUUCUUUUUCUCCCCUUUAGUAGUAUAUAUGUUAGGAUUAGCCUCCAGUAAUUGAUACAGCUAUUGGAAAAAAGAUGACUUUGAUGUUCUUUGUGCUGUUUGUUUGGCUUAGAAUGUUUAUAAAGUGGUAACAAAACCAUUCUGGCAAUGUUUCCCAUAGAAGCUGAUGUUUAACAUAUGAAAAAAAAAAGGUAUUGUCUAUAAAAAUGUUUCUUCAGUACUUUUUAAAUGCUGUGUACUGGGUGUAACGUAUUUGUCAUCUUACAUUAUUAAGCCCAAUAAGCCAAGUUGAAGGUGGAUGAUAGAAAAUGUACAACUGUGUUCACUAGACUUCAAAGUAAACAGUUUUCCUUUCAUCUUUGACUGUGAGAUGUCAAAGGGAGGCAGGCUGCUCCAACAGGAAACCAUACACAAAGGUUGCCAAUUCGCAUGAGCAACCUCCCUCUUUUCAUAAAGUAUUUUUGACAUAACUGUCAACCCACCUAACUGUGUGGGUGCAUUGAGAACAUAUGAAGUUUCUUAGACACACAGGAGAAAUGACUGGAAUUCUCCAAUUCUAAUUUAAAAAUACAGCAUGACCCUUUUACAUAUCAACAAAGAUUUGGGGUUUUGAAAGUGUGUGUAAAUACACACACACAUACCUAUAUCAAAUGCAGAGUUUUAAAAAUUGAGUGGCACAUCAAGUAAAUAUGAAAUUUUAAAAAAUCUUCCUCCAAAGCAGCUUCUAUUAAAAUGGGAAUUCAGUAUGCACAUGCUGAAUGCAUGUAUGUAGAACCAUACUGAAUUUAGGUGGAUAAGGGCUAGAAAAUUUGAGCAACUAAAUUUGUCACUUCACCAAAUUUUAUCUUCAAAAACUGUAUUCUACUUCUUCUCCUUUGCUGUUGAGGUAACUUAUAUAUUAUAUGUAUUCUGUAUACUCUCAGUUCAUACGGUUGUUCAGCACAAAGUAUAGCAGCUUCACCUGGAGAGCUGCUUUUGCUCAGUGAAUUCAACUUCCAUGUUUUAUCUUUUUUUUCUGUUCAAUAAAAAAAAAAAACAUUUAAUGUCAUUUUGG
Molecule: messenger RNA, 3456 nt
Organism: Oryctolagus cuniculus (rabbit)
Lineage: Eukaryota; Metazoa; Chordata; Mammalia; Lagomorpha; Leporidae
Gene: KLHL13
Product: kelch like family member 13
Biological process (GO): regulation of cytokinesis; protein ubiquitination
Cellular component (GO): Cul3-RING ubiquitin ligase complex
Molecular function (GO): cullin family protein binding; ubiquitin-protein transferase activity
Source: RefSeq, a predicted model, not a curated record